GUGAGCUGUCAUUUUAGCGCGAAAACAGAAGCGGUAGGAUUGCUGGGUGCCAGACAGGAGUAGCCCAUGGAUGGAAAGAACCCUUGGAUUAAUCCUGCCCUGUUUUAUGUGAUUGUAAUCCAUGUCCGAUUCCGAGUAGAUUUAGAGUAGGCCUAGCUAUUCGAUUCAGAGUAGAUUUCUACACUCGGAUUCUAGUCUUCUGCGUUAUUUAGUCCAGUGGUCCUCAAACCUAGACAUUUCGCAAUUGUAUUGUAGCCCUGAACUAACUCACCUGGUUCACAUAGUCAAGGGUUUGAUGUUUUGUUGACAAUUUAAAACUGGUGUGCUAGUUGUGGAAUAGUUCAAAUGUCUGGGAGUCCCUGAGGAGAACCCCUUAUUUAGUCCACCAGACAGGUGGUUGUUUCCUCCUUCAAAAUAAAAACGAUUCCAUUUUUAAUGCAACAGUUUUUAUCCCCCUUUCCCUUUUUGUGCAUUUUAUUUCCGUCAAUGGAAAUGUAUCUCUGACAUUGCACUUUAAAUACAUUUGAAAUUAUGUUUAUUUAGGCCUAAGUAAAAUGACCAAAAGUGCUAGGCAUAGACUAGAAACCAAGAUUAGCCUACACGUUUACUGUGGGGUUUACAGUAAGCCAUUUAUUUUAUAAAACGUUCUAAUGCCACGUUGAAAUCAAGUUGGAAACUCUGAACCUCCGAGCUAAAAUGAAGGUAAAUUAUUUGCAUAGAGCUUCCUAAUGGUUUAUUCUGAUACUUCCCAAAUCAGAAACUCCAGGCAGUCCUAUCAGAGUUUCGGACAUGAAGUGAAUGACCCCCGGUAUAAUCAGUCAUGUGCAUAUUGCUGUGUUUUAAAACAACUGGGAACUCGGGAAUCUCCAACUUCAGUGCGUUCAAGACAAAUGGGAACUCGGAAAAAAUGAAGCACGGACUUUGAAUGGUCAUCCAAUUCAGAAUUGCAAGUCAUAAACUCGGUCAUGUUGCCACUUGCAAAACAAUUGGGAACUCGGAAAAAUACGAGGUCAAAUCGUGACACCAGUGAUCUUCAGGUCAGAUAAUCGGGACUCUAGAAAGAGGCCCGAGUUCCCAAAUUGUAAUUCCGAGUUGGAUGACGGUUCAAAUCUAUUUUUCCCAGUCGUAUUUAUCCGAGUUCCCAGUUGUUUUGAACGCGGCACAAGAGUCUCAAAAUACAUUUUUGUAAUUGAAAUGUAGGCCUAGCCUAUACCAUUCCAGGACGCUAAAUGUAGGCUUAUUUUGUUUAUUGAAUUAUACAAUAUUCAAAUAUAUAGCCUACACUAAACUAUAAUACAUGUAAAGCUAAAAGAUCAUGUAGGUUUUUUUUCAUUGAUACUGCCCCGUUGUUGCAGUUGUUGCUAAACUUAUUUUUCAGCUCUAGUGUACGUGUUACUUCCGUGUUUAUACCUUGAUACACCUGUGUUAUAACUGCAGUAGAUUGGCUACUGAAGCCACCUGUUGCGUUCUAUUGCUAUUAGCCUAGUAGGCUAUUUGACGUGCCAUGAGCGCGGAGCCAGAAUCAUGUGGUUUGACACCUGUGUCUUUGCGAGACGACCCAGACACUGGAGUGGAAGUUCGAGAAAGUUCGGGAGACUUUAAUAUGGAUUUACAACAGCAGAUUUUCUUCUCCUUGGAUGUACACCAACAUGAAACUCUGUCAGCUAAAGUCGUCUCCAGGUUGUCUAGAAAGGCUGCCUCUACAUCAGUGGUGACCACCUCCGACUCAGAAUCCGGAAAAUUCUCAGGUGAAUCGGAACUUUGCAUGGAACAUGAAUCAGACCUGGACUGGUUCUGCAGCUCCGAGCAGAAACUUAUAUGCUUGCACUGCACCAUAGUGGGAUCCUGCCAGAGCCACACAGUGACACCCCUGGUCAGCAGAGUGACAGGCAUUAGGAACCAACUGGUUAACAUAUGUGAGAAAAUGCAGCUGCAGGCCCAGCGUAUGGAGCGCUUUAUCAACCAGACCCUGACUGCCAAAGAGCGGGCACUGCAGGUAGAGGCGAGCGGGGCUCGGGAGCAAGUGGUGGCCCAGGUCAAUGUGGUGAGGGAGGCGGUGGAGGAGGAGGAACAGCGGCUGCUGGAAGCGGUGCAGAGGGAGGAGGAGAGGGUGGAGCAGUGCCUUCUCACCCAGAGAGCCCACUGGGGCCAGGCCCUGGCUAUGCUCACACAGACGCGCACACGUCUGGUGCACACCCUCACAAACACACCGGACAUACAGCUGGCAACCUCUGGCCAGGAAAUAGCUGAGAGGAUUGAGGAGGCAGAGGGGGUGGGUGAGCCUCAUGACACCGACCAUCUCAACCUGAACGCCAGCUGUAGUGACAGCAAACUCAUGAGGGGCCUGUGGGCCAGCGCCAUACUGCUGGGACCAACUGCUUAUGGUUCAGCAAAUCUGACAUUUGACGAGCGCACUGUCAGCUCCGCACUUUCCCUCUCAGAAGACCUUUCCACUCUGACCUUCCUGCCUAAGUGGUCACGCCAGUCCCCGCCCUACAACCCAGCGCGCUUCGACUGCUGGCCCAAUGCGCUGGGCACCCUGGCCAUCUCCUCCGGCACCCACAGCUGGGUGAUUGACAUGGGUGAGAGCGGGGCCUUCAAGGUGGGGGUAUGCUACUCCAGCAUGGGGCGCAAGGGCUCGGGCAACGACUCCCGACUGGGCUACAACAUCCAGUCCUGGGUGCUCUCCAAAUACAAUGGGGACUUCUCCUUCUGCCAUGCGGGGAAGAACACACCCCUGCAUGUGGUCCACAAGCCCAAGAGUCUAGGGCUACUCCUGGACUGGCCUAGUCAGACCCUGAUAUUUUAUGACCCAGACUCCAGUGCUGUGUUGCACUCGGUCAGACACGCCUUUAGUGGCCCGCUGCUGCCAGCAUUUGCUGUGGCUGACCGCAGUGUCAGUAUACUGCACUGACCUCUGAAGUACUGUAACUGAAGUGUCAAUGAUAUAGAAUUACGGGUAACACUUUCAUAAGGCAUAUCAUAUGAGUUGAUAAUAUAACAGUGAAAGGGCUCAUUAAUGCUUACAACAAGUAGUACGACAUUACACCUGCUGAUAAAAUGAUACUGAAUUACUUAUAAUAUUUGUACAUCCUACUAAUAGUAUUCUAUCAAAGCUUCACAAUUUAUUUGAAUGUAAUCAAAUUGGCCAAAUUUAGGCCCCUAUGUCUCUCUGCAUUGAAGAGGUAUGCAGAAGGUUUUUUGAUGGGAGAUAUAUUUCUAAUUUAUUCUUUGUUUAUUUUAAUCUGAAGUAAUGAAUCUGUAGAGAUUUCUGUAUGAGUCUCUUGAUCAAAUUAUACAGUAGUCCUAAUGAGUCAUACUGUAGUCAUUUUAGAUAUAGGAGUAUGCUAUUUAUAUUUCUGUUAUUAUAUGUUAAUUUACUGUAAGUUAAGUGACUGUUUGAUACCUUUUCUAUCUUUUAAAACCGACACCUGUCUGAAGGAAUGGUUGAUCCAUACGCAUACAAAUAUUUGUUAAUUGUCUGAUAUGCAAUGUAUGUCUCUAUUGAAACUCACAUCCUACUUUCCAUCCAUCCGUCAGUGGGAAGAAAAUGAAUGAAACUCAAUGCAAGACAUAGUCUAAAAACAGCAGGGGGCAAUGUAGUGUCAUAGUGAUGCGAAGGUUGACUUGUAACCCGCAAUCCCUGCGGUUAAAGGGUUGAAUAAAGAGAAAACAAUACCUUACAAAAAAUCCAUAAA
Oncorhynchus nerka (sockeye salmon) is the source of this 3698-nucleotide messenger RNA. RefSeq names its product B box and SPRY domain-containing protein-like. The record is from RefSeq and is a predicted model, not a curated record. Gene Ontology annotation, cellular component: cytoplasm. Gene Ontology annotation, molecular function: zinc ion binding; protein binding; ubiquitin protein ligase activity. The transcript has 6 exons. Gene Ontology annotation, biological process: protein ubiquitination. The coding region runs from base 1505 to 2914 and encodes 469 amino acids. Lineage: Eukaryota; Metazoa; Chordata; Actinopteri; Salmoniformes; Salmonidae.